Durio zibethinus is the source of this 4045-nucleotide messenger RNA. RefSeq names its product ribonucleoside-diphosphate reductase large subunit-like. Gene Ontology annotation, biological process: deoxyribonucleotide biosynthetic process. Lineage: Eukaryota; Viridiplantae; Streptophyta; Magnoliopsida; Malvales; Malvaceae. Gene Ontology annotation, molecular function: ATP binding; ribonucleoside-diphosphate reductase activity, thioredoxin disulfide as acceptor. Gene Ontology annotation, cellular component: ribonucleoside-diphosphate reductase complex. The record is from RefSeq and is a predicted model, not a curated record.
CUCAUAUAUCGUCACGGCUGAUUUGGCGGGAAUCUUCAGAAAACACAAAAAAACCAAGUGGCCAUCACAUUUCCGAAUCAAAUACUUGUAAAAUAAAAAAAGAGAAACAAAAAACUAUUUAAAGUUUCAAAUUCAAACUUCCAAACACUGCGUCUUCCUUCUCCAACACUCUUCAUUUUGUUCUAUAAAUACUAUCACCCUAACAAACAAGCUUUUACAGCAUUACCCAUUUGACAAUAUUCCUGAAAGAAAAAGAAACAAGCCAAUUAUGUACGUGAUAAAGAGAGAUGGGCGUCAAGAGCCAGUUCAUGUCGACAAGCUCACAGCCACAUUGAAGAAGCUAAGUUACGGGCUUAGCAAAGACCACUGUGACCCGGUGCUUGUGGCUCAGAAGGUCUACUCUGGGGUCUGUGAAGGUGUCACUACAACGCAGCUUGCCGAGUUAGCCGCUGAAAUUGCUGCUGCUUUGACUGCUAACCACCCUGAUUAUGCUUUGUUGGCGGCAAGAAUAGCAGUUUCCAAUCUACAUAAAAGUACUGAGAAGUCGUUUUCAGAGACGGUAAAAAUCAUGUAUAAUUACAUAAACAAGAAGUCUGGAAAGGUGGCUUCUCUUAUUGCUGAUGAUGUUUAUGAAAUAAUAAUGAAGAAUGCUGCACAACUGGACAGUGAGAUAAUAUAUGACAGAGAUUUUGAUUUUGAGUACUUCGGCUUUAAAACACUUGAGAGGUCUUAUUUACUUAAAAUGGAUGGCAAAGUUGUGGAAAGGCCACAACACAUGUUGAUGAGGGUUGCUGUUGGUAUCCAUAAAGUUGAUAUUGCCUCUGCUAUCAAAACGUACCAUUUGAUGUCCCAACGUUGGUUCAUUCAUUCUACUCCAACCCUUUUCAAUGCAGGAACCCCUCAGCCUCAAUUGAGUAGCUGUUUCCUACUUUGUAUGAAGGAUGACAAUAUUGAUGGUAUAUAUGAUACUCUGAAGGAAUGUGCUGUAAUUAGCAAAUUAGCUGGAGGAAUCGGUGUCUCCAUUCAUAAUAUCCAUGCCACAGGGAGUUAUGAUUCUGAAGCAAAUGGGAUUUCCAAUGGAAUUAUUCCUAUGCUCCGAGUAUUUAAUGAUACUGCUCGCUAUGUUGACCAAGGAGGUGGUAAAAGAAAAGGUGCUUUUGCUAUAUAUUUAGAACCAUGGCAUGCUGAUAUCUUCGAGUUUCUAGAUCUUAGAAAGAACCAUGGAAAGGAAGAAUGGCGGGCUCGAGAUCUAUUUUAUGCUCUUUGGGUUCCUGAUCUUUUUAUGGAAAGGGUUCAAGGUGAUGGAAAAUGGUCUUUGUUUUGUCCUUCUGAUGCUCCUGGUCUAGCUGAUUGUUGGGGUGAAGAGUUUAAAAGAUUGUAUACCCAAUAUGAGAAAGAGGGUAAGGCACGAAUGCUUAUUCCUGCAAGGAAGCUGUGGUUUGAGAUUCUGAAUUCCCAAAUUGAAACAGGGACUCCUUAUAUGCUUUUCAAGGAUUCUUGCAACAGGAAAAGUAACCAGCAAAAUCUAGGCACUAUCAAGUCCUCAAAUCUGUGCACGGAGGUUAUUGAGUUCUCAAGUCCAACAGAAACUGCAGUAUGCAAUCUGGCAUCUAUUGCUCUGCCCAGAUUUGUCAGGGAAAAGGGAGUUCCUUUGGCUUCACACUCAUCAAUGCUUCUCGGCAGUAGAGGUUGGAAGAAAAGAUAUUUUGAUUUUGAAAAAUUAGCAGAGGUUACCGCAACUGUUACUGCAAAUCUUAAUAGAAUCAUUGAUGUCAAUUAUUACCCAAAUGAAAGUGCAAGGAGGUCAAAUGCACUUCAUAGACCCAUUGGUAUAGGAGUUCAGGGUCUAGCUGAUGCUUUCAUCCUGCUUGGCAUGCCAUUUGAUUCUCCAGAGGCUCAACAGCUAAAUAAGGAUAUAUUUGAGACCAUCUAUUACCAUGCAUUGAAAGCUUCUUCUCAGUUGGCUGGAAAAGAUGACCCUUAUAAAACAUAUAGUGGGAGUCCUGUGAGCAAGGGAAUACUUCAGGUAGACAUGUGGGGUGUUAUACCAUCGGAUCGGUGGGAUUGGAAUGAUCUUAGAGAAAUGAUAUCCAAGAAUGGAGUGAGAAAUUCUCUUCUUCUAGCACCUAUGCCAACUGCUUCAACCAGCCAGAUUCUUGGCAACAAUGAGUGCUUUGAGCCUUACACCUCCAACAUCUAUAGUCGCCGAGUUUUAAGUGGUGAAUUUGUUGUAGUGAACAGGCACCUGCUUCAUGAUUUGACAGAAAUGGGCCUCUGGUGUCAUUCUCUUAAGGCCAAGAUACUCUACCACAAUGGCUCAGUUUCUAAAAUACCAGAAAUACCUGAUGAGCUGAAAGCCAUCUACAAGACUGUGUGGGAGAUCAAGCAAAAGACCCUGGUUGACAUGGCUGUUGAUCGGGGAUGCUAUAUAGAUCAGAGUCAGAGUUUGAAUAUUCACAUGGAGCGACCUGAUCCUGGAAAGCUAACUUCAUUGCAUUUCUAUGCUUGGUCCAAGGGUCUGAAAACUGGGAUGUAUUAUCUACGAACACGAGCUGCGGCCGAUGCCAUCAAAUUUACUGUUGAUACUUCUGUUCUCAACAAUGAAAAUGCUAACCUAGUGAGCCUUGAUGUCAAUUCCUGUAUGGCACAAACCGUAUGUUCGUUGGAAAAUGGAGAAGAGUGCAUGGCUUGUGGAAGUUAGAAUUCCUUUUUGUCAAUUCUUUUAGUGAAGAUCUUGUUGACAGGUAAGAGCAGUGGAAGGCUGUAAUCUUAUAUCUUGAGCAUUAAUCACCUUCAAAAUGGAAUUGAAGGGAUCCUAAUAUAGUGUCUAGUAUAGAUCUGACCAUUUUGAAACUACAGCAUAGUAUAGCAUGUUUUCUCCAUACAGCCUUUUUUGCAUGAGCUCUUAGGUGGCUCCUUCUCAUCAGGGUGUUGUCAAUUAGUCAGUAUGCCAACUUUACAUAGGCUUCUUGUAAUUGUUUGUAGAAGAAAACUCACAUUAUGUUAUAUAAAAGUUUCUGUUGUUUUCCGCUGAUGCGUUUUAUCUGAUGGUCACAUGUACCAUUAAUGUUGUUGACGAUCUCUCUUGUGUAUGAGUUUAUCCAUAUUCUUAUGGAUGAGGCUUGAAUUGCCUUUCCCGACUUUGAUUUAGGUCUUUUGUAGGUCAGUAUAGCAUGAACUGUCUUGAGCACUAUUGUCAUGGAAAAGCUGGAAAUGGAAUUGCUGUCUAGAGAAUUUCUUUAUUUUUCGUUUUUCUUUCAAUAGUCAUGGAAAAGCUAGAAAUGGAAUUAGAUCUUGUGACUAAAUCGUCUAAGUUGGUUCAUAACCAACGCCGUCAAAUUUGAAAAUGUUUUACUGAAAAUAGUGUGACACUGUUGAUGAUUAUUUCUUUAUGACUUCGACAUUAGCUGAAGUAAAACACAAGGUGAGACUUUUAGAUUUGUCAUGUUGUGAGAUAUGGAUAUUGUCCAAAAGUCAACUACAGAGAAUGGUCCUAAGUUGAACUUUGGAUUGUCUUUGGAUUUUGUUUUUAAUUGGUUUGGGAAUUUCCCUUGUAUCCAGCUCCUUUCUAUUGGAUUCAAACAAGCAAAUUGCAUUCAUGGUGGUUGUCUAAUAUCUUUAUAGUUUUAUUUUGCUAUUUUUAGUUUGAUUUCUAUAGAGAAUCAUGUUUCUGUUAUUUUGAUGGUUGGACAUUCUACUAGUGGAUAUAUACUGAGUUUUGCAUGUGGAGAAUGAUUUUGAUAGUGACAGCACCCGUCAGCAGAUCAUUGAUAUAUGCAGCUCUGAUAAGAAUAUCAGCCAGCCGUAUACUACAAUUUAGCUGUAUGUAUCAUGUUAACUAGUUUCUGAUAAGCACACUCCUUGUGGCCUUUCCAUUAGUGGCAAAACUGAUACAGUUAGUACAGUUAUUGUUUCAAGAUAUAUGAUAGUGUAUGAAAAGGAUUAUUUUCGUCUUCAUACACUAUAACUCGUGAAAUUACAAAAAAUUCAUGCAGGCAGGUUAAACAUUCUAAAUGAAGCCUACUGAGGAGGAUAUAGCAUGAGA